UCUUAAAGAGAACUCUCGCCCUCUUCUACAGAUGGCCAAACAUCAUGCCAAAGGGCGCCCGAAUACGCCAACCUGGAUGGCUUCUGCAUCAUCAGAGACGUGGAGACCUGCAACGGCACCGAUUAUCAUAUUGGCUGCAUCGGCACGAACUGUUCCCUCUGCGUCCGAGACACCUCCAUCUGUCUGGAGAAGCCAGUCUGCACGAAUGCUAACGGAGACUGCGUUAAGGACCUGGCAGCAUGCGAUAGACUCAUCAAUCAGCAACAUUGCCACGGGGAUGGAUGCGCUUGUUGCAAGGAUGGAUGCCAGCGUCAGCCAGCGUGCAGGACAGCGGGAGGCUACUGCUUGCUCAUGAAUCAGACUCAACUGUGCACCGGAACCCAGUUCAACCUCGGGUGUCUCGGCACUGACUGCUUCUGCUGCGUUCCAGAUACGAGCAUAUGUAUAGAGAAAAAUGGUUGCUUAGAGCGUAACGGAUACUGCCUGAAAGAGCGACGUUGGUCUACCUGUGACAAGGAGGUAGAUUCCUACUUCUGCCUGGGUGACAAUUGUGCUUGCUGUAGAGAGACUGAAUGUGUUCGUUCCAAUAAGUGCCGCAGUAUGGGAGGCUACUGUUACCGAAAGAAGUCAGAUCCUUCGAAGCAACACAUCUGCAAUGGUUCAACGAUUUCCGGUUGCUGUGGAGGCGUUGAUUGCAUGUGCUGCGUUCCGAAUUCAGGAAAGUAAGAAGCAGCAUGUGCGUGCUACUCUACUGCUUACCCUGAUGGGGAGCUUCCUAUGCAAGAGAGAAGUCAUCGUGUAUAUUUCACUUUACUUGUGACGUUCAUUGGAUUUUUUGUUAACUUCUUCUAAGACAUGCUCCCGUCGCUGUUACUGAAGAGUCGCAUGAUUGGUGCUAUCUCAAAAUUUGUAAUUGCUUCGACACUAAGUUACUGAAAUUCGCCUCAAAAUACAUUUCCCUUUGGCUUCCA
Molecule: messenger RNA, 971 nt
Organism: Macrobrachium nipponense
Lineage: Eukaryota; Metazoa; Arthropoda; Malacostraca; Decapoda; Palaemonidae
Exons: 6
Coding region: 352-726 (124 amino acids)
Source: RefSeq, a predicted model, not a curated record